This is a messenger RNA of Ilex paraguariensis (yerba mate), 799 nucleotides long. The record is from the annotation of a GenBank genome assembly. Lineage: Eukaryota; Viridiplantae; Streptophyta; Magnoliopsida; Aquifoliales; Aquifoliaceae.
AUGGUUCUCCAAUCUGAGGUCUAUCCCGGUUACCCUUUCCCACAGCAGGGCUAUUCUGUGCAACCGCAGGGGUACUACUCCACCAAUGACUACUACAGCACCCCUCUUCCGGGCAUGCCGGUGAUGACCAACCCAAGUGCCCCCACCCCUAAGUACCCCAGCCACCAAAUGGUAGCUGGUGGAGGCUAUGCUCAGCAGCAUCAUGACUGGUAUGGCGAAAAAAGGCCCCAAAAUGGCAUGCACGACACAACUGACUUCUACUACAGCCAUGGCUCACAGGGCCAGAUGUUGCCUUAUAACAGCAACGACGGUUAUGAUUCCUCCGGUGGCAAACACAGCAACACCACGGGGAUCACUGGGUACACGGCAAACUAUGCACAACAUGUUCCCAUGGGAACGUACCCAAACUAUGCGCAGCAUGUUCCCAUGGGAAUAGAGGCAGAGUGGAACCUUAAAGGGGUGGAUGACUAAAGAGACAUCCCCAUGAGACUGAUGCAUAAUAUAGGAAGUAUGCUUAAUGUAAGAGGUUUGGCAUUAGCUAAAGUACCAUCCUAAGUAAUGUUUUUUUCUUUUUUUUGGAUCAAAUCCUAAGUAAUGGUCAAGAUGUAUACUAUCUGCUGAAUGUUCAAGAUAUGUACCAUAUGGCCUAUUAGAUUUUAACUAUAAAUCAGUACUCAAGAACUGGAUGCGUUGUCUGGGAGACCACUAAUUACAUAUAAGGAUUGUCAUCAUCCAAAAGAGGUCACUCUUAGUGACAUAUGCAGAUGCUUAUAGAAACCCACUAAAAGGAAAGUAUGAA